AACGCUACCUCUCCUCUGCCGCGCGCCGCUGGUAUUUAGAGGCGCCCUCGGCCUCCCACUCCCCAACUCCCCUCUGCCCUCGCGCUCGGCGUCGUUGCGUGUUGGCACGCUCGCUCGCUACUACCUCGCCCAACUUUCCUCUGGCUUCUCCACUCUUCACUCCACCCUGCUCCACCUGCAUUCCGUCCACAUCCUUCCCAGUGCUCUUCUUCUCUCAGGCAUGUCGAAGAAAAUUGUGGUGAGGCUGGAGUUGCAUGACAACAAGGACAAGCAGAAGGCCAUCAAGGCCGUCUCCGUGCUCGUCGGCAUCGACGCCAUCUCGGUGGACAUGGCGGCGCGCAAGAUGACGGUGAUCGGCACGGUGGACCCGGUGGACGUGGUGAGCAAGCUGCGCAAGUCAUGGGCCGCGCACAUCGACUCCAUCGGCCCGGCCAAGGAGCCGGAGAAGAAGGAGGAGAAGAAGGAGGAGAAGAAGGAAGGCGAGGGCAAGAAGGAAGAGGGGGACGGGAAGAAGGAAGGGGACGGGAAGAAGGAAGGCGACGGCAAGAAGGAGGAGGGCGGGGACGGCAAGAAGGACGGCGACGGGAAGAAGGAGGACGGCGGCGAGGGCAAGAAGGAAGGCGACGGCGACGGCAAGAAGGAAGGCGAUGGCAAGAAGGAGGAAGGCGGCGGCGGCGGCGAGAAGAAGCCGACACCGCUGCCGAUCCCGUGGCACCACCUGCCGCCGCAGUACAUGAACAUGGUCACGGCAGACUACAUGAACCAGUACCGCCCACCACCGCCACCGCCGCCGGCGUACUACAACCCGUACGCGCCGGCGCCCUACUACUACGUGCGGAACAUGAGCAUGGAGGAGAACCCCAACUCCUGCGCCAUCUGCUGAAACGAAUUGGAGCAAUCGAUCGCCGGCCGCUUUCGUUCUCGCGGUGCAUGAGAUCGAGGUAGGCGAACCAACGUACGUACGUGUCCCAUCCCAUCCAUCACCCAUGUGUACAUCCGUCGUCGUCAUCGUAUUAUAUUAUGAGAUGAUGAGAAGACAAACAAAUCAAAAACCUAGUUUUGCCAGCCGAAACUAGCAGUUAAAUCGUACUGCGACCAAUGUAAAUCUGUAGCUGAGUUUUUAAAUUUGUAACCGAAUUUUGUGGUGAUGCUACGUUCUGCUUGUGACGUGCAUCCGCACCAUCUUUUUCUUUUUCUUUCAAAGCGACGGGAUCAACGAGAGGCAGGAGAAAGAACAAAGAAAGAAAGGAGAGUGUGAUGGGUUAAAGGACAGUCUUGGAGAGAGGAAUAUGCGUGCGGUGCUUGAUAGGUGGGCGGUCAUGCCACUCACUGAUGAACGCAGCAGCAUGUGGGGGCUGUUCAAACUCUGCUUUCUAUAGCCAAGAGUCAGGAUCAUUGGCUUGGCGCCACAAAUAAUGGUAUAAAAGAGAUCUUGGCAUCUUGUUUUGCCAGGCUCUCGUAGCUAGCUAGAUGCAUGUGUCUUGUACAGGAUGUUCUUGGAAGCAUUUCAUGAUUUUGGGCCGUCUUA
Messenger RNA from Setaria italica (foxtail millet), 1528 nucleotides. RefSeq names its product heavy metal-associated isoprenylated plant protein 39. The transcript is spliced from 3 exons. The coding region runs from base 221 to 883 and encodes 220 amino acids. The record is from RefSeq and is a predicted model, not a curated record. NCBI's taxonomy places the organism in Eukaryota, Viridiplantae, Streptophyta, Magnoliopsida, Poales, Poaceae. Gene Ontology annotation, molecular function: metal ion binding.